Messenger RNA from Saprolegnia diclina VS20, 939 nucleotides. RefSeq lists its product as hypothetical. Lineage: Eukaryota; Oomycota; Saprolegniomycetes; Saprolegniales; Saprolegniaceae. The record is from RefSeq and is a predicted model, not a curated record. Bases 1 to 939 code for a protein of 312 amino acids. The transcript has 7 exons.
AUGACCCGGACCAAGCACUUUGACGAGCUACAAGACCUCGUGGCGCGGACGGCCGAGCGACGGACCUUGGACGAUGCGGCCUUUGCCACAGCCUACGCAAAGCUAUUGCGCGCCGUGCGCCAUCGACGUCGCAACUCACCGACAAAACCAAAAACCACUGCCCAGGCUUCGAUCAACGACGAGCCGCGACCCGCCAAGCAGCUGUCGGACGACGAGCUCAAGGACGUGGUUCAGCGCGUCCUCGCGUCGGGCGAUGCCUUCAUGGACAGUGCAACCGCCGAGAUGCAGCAUCUCAAGGAGUUGCAGAGCCUCUACUUUAAGGAAGUGAGUCGGUGGCGCGAUGACAACCACGAUCUCGACGCGCGCGCACACGGGCUGCAAGCAUCGCUGUCGACGCUUCAAGAAGACCACUCGACCGCGCAGGACGCAGUGUACGAUGCACAAGCCCGCAAACUCCAAGCAGCUCAAAGCAACCUACGCGAUCUCUCGGCACAGCUGACUACACUACGCAGCACGAUUAUAACCGAGGAAGAUGAGCUCGCGCGGUUGACACCGGCCAUCGACACUGCGCUUGCUGCGCAACAGGAACACGACCGCUUGAGCCGGGACACGGAGACACUGCGAGCAAAGCUACGGGCGCUACAAGCCGAGGAGGCGAAGCGACAGCGUAUGCACGAAAAGCGCCUCCGCGAGGCCACACUUGAGCUGGAGGCAGCACAACGCGCUUGCGACAGCGUCCGCAACGAGCUCUCGCGGGACCAGCUGGCACUCCAAGACGUGUCAGUCGCGAUGAAGCAUGUUGCGAGUAGUUCGGCGAAACUUCACGCGUCGUCCAGCCUUCCGACAACCUUGUCUUCGUCUCCCAGUGUACAGUCGCAUCAUGCGCAUUUCUCGCGCAUCCCGCGUCAAGCCAAAAAAGCCAACAUCAAGAAGCGGUAA